CUCACACUCCUUCAGUCAACCAACACCAUCCAAAUCAUCAGAUAUCAACCACCUCACUUCAGCAUGGGAUUCAUCAUCCCGAUCGCAUUCGCCAAGCUGCUCUUCUACCUACUCACACUAUGGAACGCAUUCAAGGCACUCAAGGUACCCAAGACCCGUCGGAAGAUCCCUCGCCCAGUCCUCAACCGAGCAGCCAACAGCAACCCAGUUCCACUCCAGACAGCACCAUCAUCCGACCCUCUCAGCUCAGCUCAAAAGACACGAAGGACGAGGAUAAAGGAGAUGACAAAAGUCUGUCUGGUCUGGGUCGUUUGGACUUACGCAAAACGAUUUCUAGAUUGGAUAGCUUGGGCGAUCCCUUGGUACGAUGAAUUCAACCUGGCCUUCUUGAUCUGGUUAAUCAUCAUGGGUCCUUCGGCUGCAGACACCGUAUUCAGAUAUACCAUCCAACGAAUGGCCACUCCUUACGAACAAUCCUUCGAUUCCGUGCUCGGCACAACCCACGACGCCCUACAAGUCAUCAUGUACCUCAUCACUCGUGGUCCCAAAUCUCUCCAUCUGAAAUGGGAGCGCUGGAAGGCCCGUCAGUUCAACAAAUCAUUACUUUCAGCCAACAACACAGCAGUCCCUCCGAGCCGAUUACCCGUUUUGAAUCCAUACCAGUCUCAUUUUCAACGUACAAUAUCUCAGCAGACACUCACAUCCGACCGCGCUGUACCCAACGCGGUUUCAUCCACGUCUGCCAACUCGACAUACCUACUCGUACCGGAGAGGAAACCGACCCUGAGCCGGAAGCUUUCUGCUGGAUACAAGCGGGCUGUAUCGAACAGCAGACCCAAGCCUUUCUUAGGCGACCCUGGAUUAUUCAGCACCAGAUCGGUUUCCACCAAUCGCACUGUAUACCCAUUUAGAUCCGCACAGGGUCCCACUCUGGGCAGCUUUGCUUUUGGCACCUCGAUCGAAAAUCAACCCUUGAGGCUCUCCUCCAAAGCCAACAGGCAAUCAUCCCAUCUCCAAUCACCUCAUCAUCAAGACCCCAAUCAGGUACACGACCCAGAGGAGGAGAUCAAUUCGAUCAUCAUCCACGAUGACAGUCUCAUCUCCGCUCACGAACCCAGCCCAAUCCCCGUAGAUCCGAUCUAUGGCCCUCCGGCUCAAGUGAUCCGUCAAAAGCGAGGCCGCAACACAAACGACGAGCUCGACGCAUUCGCGCUUCGUAAAGCCAAGAAAGCUGUUCGGGCUUCAUCCACCAAACGAUCCGACAAAACGAGCACUUCAAAAACCAAGAAAGCCUCCGCACGAGUGUCCAACCUCACACCAGCUCCCCCCACUCAGAUGGCCCAACAAAAUGUCAAAUCGUCCAAGCUCACGUCCAACGAAUCUCCCUCGUUUCCAAGCCUACCAGCCCCCAAAGGUUCUUGUGAGAAUCUUGAUAGUAACAUGACCUGGGAGUUGCCUGCCAAUGCUGCGCUCCCUGAACCGGACCCCACCCUCUCGCCUAGUAAAGCUCCAGCUCCUACGGUCAAACGACGACUUCACAAUCCCGAUGAACCUCUUCCGCUGUCCAAGUCAUUCAAAACAGUCAAUUCAUCCAACCUCGUCUUCAACAAAUCUUCCUCGGUUACAAGCCCACAGCUAGCCCCCAAGAAUCUUGAUGGUGGUAACCUGACGCUGGAGUUACCCAUCAAUGCAGCGCUUCCAGAACCGGACCCUAAUCUCUCGCCAAGUAAAGCUCCAGCUCCCACGGUUAAAAGCCGACUACACAAUCCUGAUGACCCUCUUCCGCUGUCCAAGUCAUUCAAAGCCGUCAAUUCAUCCAAUUUCAUAUCCAACCAAUUUUCCUCGUUUCCAAGCCCACCAGCCCCCAAAGAUUCCUGUGAGAACCUUGAUGGUAACUUGGCCUGGGAGUUACCUGCCAAUGCUGCGCUCCCAGAGCCGGACCCUACCAUCUCGCCUAGUAAAGCUCCAGCUCCUUCGGUUAAACGACGACUGCACGAUCCUGAUGAGCCUCUUCCGCUGUCCAAGUCUCUCAAAGCUGUCCACCAUCACGAGUCUUCCAGUCCCCCGAAUCCAUCCACACCUCAACACCAACACAUCCGAGAACAAGCUCUCGAUAGUGUUCGAUCACUGACAUCAACAGAUUGUCUGCCCUCUCUAAACCGCUCGACCGGCCGACUUGCCUCUCGCUUUCCUCCCACCUCCACCCCCACUACCCCCCACCGCUCUGCUCCCAGCAGUCAUUCUAAAAAAGUUUCCUCUAACUCGAAGCCUAAAGCGUUGGUCAGAAAACGUGAGAUCUCCGGCAAGAUUGGCCAAGAUAACGUGCUGAUGGCCGCCAAGAAAUUCGAGCGUCUUCAGCACGCUUCUAGCUCCCGCUCUUCUCCCGCUUCAUCUCCUUCCAAACGCUCCGCCCACCCUUCACCCAACAAGUUCGUCGAGCCUAUCGUUCCUCUGCACGAUAUCCCUCUCGUUGGCCCCCGUUUGGAGCAAGAAGACUUCAUUGUUCCCUCCACCCCUCAGAACGCCGCCCUGAAUGAGUUCGAUCAUAAUGCAUUCAUCGAGCCUAUUCCUCCACAAAAUGUCCCACUUGCUGGCCCUAUUUCUGAGCAAAAAGAAGACCUCAUGGUCCCCUCUACCUCCCAGAAAGCCACCCUGAUUGAGUCCAAUCAUAAUGGGUUCGACGAGCCUAUUCCUACACAAGAUGUCCCUCUUGUUGAGCCCAUACCAGAGCAAGAAGAAGACCUCAUCGUUCUUUCUACUACCUCCGAGAAAGCACCACUCAAUGUUGCCUUGGAUUCUCCUGAAAACCUUGCCCAGAUUCCGACUUCUUCUUACAAUAACUUCGUCCAUCAUCAUCCCCCUAAUCCUCAGUCACACUUCAACCAUCUUUGA
Messenger RNA from Puccinia graminis f. sp. tritici CRL 75-36-700-3, 2892 nucleotides. RefSeq lists its product as uncharacterized. The transcript is spliced from 4 exons. The record is from RefSeq and is a predicted model, not a curated record. NCBI's taxonomy places the organism in Eukaryota, Fungi, Basidiomycota, Pucciniomycetes, Pucciniales, Pucciniaceae. The coding region runs from base 64 to 2892 and encodes 942 amino acids.